AUGACUGAGCCUCGCACCGUGAUGGACGGCCCAAAGAAGGAGCCGCGCGUCAUUGCCUUGUUCGACCUAGACGGCACACUAACAGAAUCGCGACAGCCCGCCUCAGAGGACAUGCUCGAGUUGCUUUCGCGACUCAGAGAGGUCGUCGCCGUGGGCGUUGUGAGCGGCUCAGACGCGCCGAAGCUCCGUGCGCAGCUGGGUCGAGUAGACUUCGCGGCCUUCGAUUUUGUUUUCUGCGAGAACGGAUGCGUCGUCUACAAGGAGGGAAGACUCGUCGCCGAGCAGAGUCUCGCAUCGACGAUCGGGGAGCAGAAGCUAAAGGAAAUCAUCAACUCCUCUCUGCGCUACAUCGCCGACCUUGACAUCCCGAUCAAAAGAGGCACCUUCGUCGAGUAUCGCCACGGCCUGCUCAACGUCUCGCCGAUCGGCCGGAACUGCAGCCAACAGGAGCGCCUGGCGUUCUUCGAGCUGGACAAUAAAGAGAAAAUCCUUGAGAAAUUCAAAAAGGACCUGGAAACGCAGUUCGCCGACUGCGGGCUCCAGUUCAGCAUCGGCGGACAGAUUUCCAUUGACUGCUUCCCCCAGGGCUGGGACAAGCGACUGGCGCUGCCGUAUCUGACCGAGCGCUUUGAGACAAUUCACUUCUUCGGCGACAGAACCCAUCCGGGUGGAAACGAUCACGAGAUCUACGCAGACCCGCGCACGGUAGGCCACUCCGUGAGCGGCCCCACAGAGACGAAGCAGCUGCUCCGAAAGCUCUUCGGUGUCUGCUAG
Besnoitia besnoiti is the source of this 774-nucleotide messenger RNA. RefSeq names its product phosphomannomutase. Bases 1 to 774 code for a protein of 257 amino acids. NCBI's taxonomy places the organism in Eukaryota, Apicomplexa, Conoidasida, Eucoccidiorida, Sarcocystidae. Gene Ontology annotation, molecular function: phosphomannomutase activity. The transcript has 7 exons. The record is from RefSeq and is a predicted model, not a curated record. Gene Ontology annotation, cellular component: cytosol. Gene Ontology annotation, biological process: mannose metabolic process; protein N-linked glycosylation; GDP-mannose biosynthetic process.